Molecule: messenger RNA, 987 nt
Organism: Columba livia (rock pigeon)
Lineage: Eukaryota; Metazoa; Chordata; Aves; Columbiformes; Columbidae
Gene: RAB25
Product: RAB25, member RAS oncogene family
Exons: 5
Coding region: 137-778 (213 amino acids)
Biological process (GO): exocytosis
Cellular component (GO): recycling endosome; Golgi apparatus
Molecular function (GO): GTPase activity; GTP binding
Source: RefSeq, a predicted model, not a curated record
CCCUCCCCAGCCGGGCGGACACCGGGAGGACUCUUGGCUCCCCGCAUCCCCUCCCCCGGUGCCUCCCGGGCCCGUCCCCCCGCCCGCCCGAGGCCCCGCAGCGGGAAGGAGGAACCCGGGCGGCAGCCGGGGCGACAUGGGCAGCGCCGAGGAGGAUUACAACUUUGUGUUCAAGGUCGUCCUGAUUGGAGAGUCCGGGGUGGGCAAAACCAACCUGCUCUCCCGCUUCACCCGCAACGAGUUCAACCACGACAGCCGCACCACCAUCGGGGUGGAGUUCUCCACCCGCACCAUCAUGGUGGGAGACGCCGUGGUGAAGGCUCAGAUCUGGGACACGGCCGGGCUGGAGCGGUACCGCGCCAUCACCUCCGCGUAUUACCGAGGAGCUGUGGGUGCCCUGGUUGUCUUUGACAUCACUAAGCACCAGACGUACGACGUGGUGGAGCGCUGGCUGAAGGAGCUGUACGACCACGCCGAGGCCAACAUCGUCGUCAUGCUGGUGGGGAACAAGACCGACCUCGCGCAGGCUCGGGAGGUGCCCAUGGAGGAGGCGAAAAUGUUUGCAGACAACAACGGGCUGCUGUUCGUCGAGACCUCGGCGCUGGACUCCACCAACGUCGAGCAGGCGUUUGAGACCAUCCUGAAGGAGAUCUUCCACAAGGUGCAGCAGCAGAAGCAGAGGAACAGCCAAAGCAACGCGGUGUCGCUUGCCAACGAGAGCCCGGAGAGCGCGGCCGCGGCGCGGAUGGAGAAGCGCCAGUGCUGUGUCCCCCUGUGAGCUGGCCGGGCACGCCGGGUGGCCCCUGGGGACCCCGCAGCCCUGGGACGUGCCGGUGCCAUAGAGCUGGGUCUGCCUCCGCACAGACCACUGGCGUGGGCUGGUGCCAGCGAGCCUGCGGUGCCGCUCUCAUCCUGGUGCCAUGGGGACCAGCAGCCCAGGCAGUGGCCAAAUUCUGCCCUAAACAGCGAGAAGCACCAGUGCUGGGA